Molecule: messenger RNA, 3500 nt
Organism: Anopheles funestus (African malaria mosquito)
Lineage: Eukaryota; Metazoa; Arthropoda; Insecta; Diptera; Culicidae
Product: MTOR-associated protein MEAK7
Exons: 8
Coding region: 641-2020 (459 amino acids)
Source: RefSeq, a predicted model, not a curated record
CCUGCAACCAAAUACAAAAGACUUCAAUCUCAUCUGUCAAAAUGGUUAACGCCAACCCUCUGUCAUGCUGUUCGUGAUGUGGUAGCCUUGCAGCCAGUUGGAUUUUGCACUGUUUUCAUUCUUCGGACCGCAAAGGGGUGGAAAAAAUCUUUGCUCCACGGAUGGCUCGAAUGGUCACCGUACAUUUAUUUCAUCCCGGUACGCGAUAGUGCCCCAUACGUGCUUGUGUCCUGGUGGAGUUGGUCUUAAAAAGAAACUACACUUCCACUGCGAUUGGUCGUCCUGCACUAGGGCACACUUUCUAUUCGCUCACUUUGCUCUCUUUCGCAAAACGAAAAGAACCUUAUCUCUAGUCAAAAGUGAAUAGUAAAUAAAUGUACCAAUAAAAAAGUGUACGCGAAACACACAAGAACACAAGAGUUUUUCACGAAACCAGCAAUAAUUAGUGAUCUGUGAUGUCAGGGAAUGUUCGUUUGUUUACAAUAGUAGUGUAAAACGGGUACGGCUACCGUCGACGAUACUAAUUAAUACGCAAGUGGGAAACAUUUCCAACCGCGUUCACUCCGCAACCGCAACGACGUUAAUGCGUCCUGGUGACGCUUUUUAAUUACACACCCCGUGGAAAAGCGACAAGCGAAAGAUGGGCAACUCAAGUACAAAGCUGGCAGAAAAAUGUUCCCUGCUGGCCAAGAGUGAAGUACCGGUGGUGGCAAGCUCCUUUAAGCUAGUCAGCAAAAACUCGGAACGCAUCAAGGAAGAUGAUCUCAUGAAAUUCUGGGGCUCACAGAUGGAUCCGCGGUUGGCACAAUAUAUUACCAACUUCCUGUUCGGUCCGCUCGGUGCCCGUUCACCGGUGGUUGAAUUCCAGCGGUUUGCGGAACUGUACGUCUACUGCGUUCGUGGCACCAUCGACGAACGCAUCAAUGUGCUGCUGUGCAGUCUCGGACAGCAACCCGAAUCGGAAUCGACCGAAAUUGCUUAUCCGCUUAUCAAAGAGUACGUGGAGGCGGUCGUCAGCAGCUAUAUGAGAGCGAUUCGCCUCGAAGGUGGGCCACAGUACAAAUCGUGGGAGUCGCGAGGUUUCCGCAUCGUUAAGGACUGCAUACAGAAGCUGGCCGAAAGCUUAGCGUACGAUGUGGUGCAGCAGGGCACACAGAAGGUUACCCGGGCCGAUGCGGAACGAUGGUUACAUAAAAACCCAACCUUCCUGAAGAUGCUGGAACACGUGUUUUCCCACCUGUACCAUUAUCGCAACGUGAAGAACACGUCGGAGACGGAUGGCAAUGCGCGCAAAAGUAUCAUCCCGCAGGAGGCGCUCCAAUCGAUGCUGCCAUACUGCGAGGGACUCCAGUACGUACCGGACUAUCCGGCCUUUACCGAUCUGUCGCAGAUGCUGUUUAUCAAUUCCAACCUACCCGGAACCCAACAGAACAAAUGGCGCUUUCUGUUUUCGUCGCAAAUACAUGGGGAAAGUUUUUCCACACUGCUAGGUCGCAUUAUGGAUCAAGGAUCGACGGUAGUGAUUGUGGAGGAUGCGAAUGGUUACAUCUUCGGUGGGUACGCAACGGACUCGUGGGCACUCAGUCCCAACUACGUUGGCAACGAAAACUCGUUUCUCUUUACGCUUCGGCCAAAGAUGCGAUGCUUUCCGAGUACCGGCUAUAACGACCACUAUCAGUAUCUGAAUCUUCAUCAGCAAACGAUGCCAAAUGGGAUGGGUAUGGGAGGACAGCACAGCUAUUGGGGAAUCUGGCUGGACAGUGAGUACGGGCUAGGCGAAUGUUCCGAGUCCUGCACAACGUACAAAGGCUAUUUUCAGCUGAGCGCUACCAAGAAAUUUAACAUCCGAAAUGUCGAAGUUUGGGGCGUCGGUGAUAAACCGGUGAAGGAAGAUGAAGCGGAGGAUGAAAAGUCGGGCGCACGUUCGGUGCUGGAUGGUAAUGCGGACAGCAAGGCGAUCCUGAAGAUGAGCGGACGGGAGCAGUACUCGGACGGUUACCGGGAGGAGCCAAAGGAUUAAGGUUUGCGAAAGCACGCCAGAAAGCAGAAGUGUUUCGUGCUGGGCCGAUCGAUGGAGAUCAACUUGGUGGAUGUAACGGAUACAUUCAAUUUCAACUUUCUGUAAACGUGUGUUCGAUCGUCGCGCUACGAUCAAUGUACUGGUUAGGUUUUACGGUGGGCGACAAGAAACAAUCAUAUAUGGGAUCGCAUACAACGGUCACCAGCUCUGGCUAAUGCAACCCUGGUAGAACAGAUGUGAAACAUAAUGUAGCAGUUUUUUAAGAAUCAAAGUCUGAAUAGUUUCCUCAAACGGGUUUUUAUCAUUGUAAUUUUUGUUCUCCAAUUUUACGAUAAACUUCUUCAUUUGCGAGAAGUGUUAUUACUAUUAUUGCAUCAGUAUAACAGAGCAGAAGAACAAAACAAAAAAAAAACACCAAUUUGCACCAAGAAACCAUCCGUACACCAGCCGCACUACAAUCACGAGACUCUUCAUCUGGCGUGAAGGAGAUAUAAAGAUAAUCUUUACUGGUUUUUCGUUUUACGUCUCCAUUCGCUGUAUCCAUCAGCGACAAUGCUGCGUUUGAUAAAAAGUAAACCAAAAAACAGAAAAACAAAACAAAACAAUGCACAGAAAUGAAGAAACUGUUUGCACAGCAAAUUAAGCGCUGAUAUCAUGUAGCAGUAUCAAAGAUACGCAUUAGCUCUAAAGGAAUAGGUCGAUAGAACCGAUCGGCAGGCAUAUGUAUAUUCGCAGACAGUUACACUAGUGGACUGGUAGCUGUACGAAACGAAUUGGUAAGCGGAAACCGCUUAGUACGUUUGCAACAUGAUUUAUGUUGCUAUCUCUCUCACACAUACACUUUCUACUUAACAUAAUGCAAGAAGCAUAGAACAGUGAAAAUUGAUUGUAAUCACACCCUCUACUUUAGCAACAGUACAGUAACCGAGAGUGCAGAGUUGUACAGAGUUGUAGAGCCAAACAGAGCAACACGAAAAGGUAUUCAUUAAUAGUGCAAAAUGUUUGUAUGCGUUGUGGGAAACCGUUGUAUGUAGUGUAGUGUCGAUGAUAUUUAUUUAUGUAUUUUUUUCCUCGCUAUUGUUAAACAAUGUGGAAUUAUCAUGUGGAGCAGUUAUGUUUGAAAUUUGUGCCAUAUAGGCGAUGCGGUAUCGAAUUAGGGUCAUCAGUUUUCGAAGCAAUGCAGUAUGAUGGAGCAAAAAUUCAAUGCGCUGGAGGUAUCUAAAUUAACUUCCGUUUCCAUUUCCUGUGUGCAUACAAAAAAAAACACCAAAACCCCAACAAAGUAUCCCAUAGUGGGAAAAUCCGGUUUUUAUGUAUGCUGUGCGCUCGCUACCAUUGUUGUCAGUCUCUUAGUGUGUGUGUAUGUAUGUAUGUAUGUGUGUUUUAUGUAGCCACAUUGUCUUCGUAGCUGGUUAGAUGAUGCACGGAUUUGAAUGAAAUACGGGAAAUACAAAAGCAUGUGGAUUAAAUUCUAACUAAA